AUGGUGGAUCCAUCGGGGAGCCGCUUAGUCCAAUGGUUGGAUAAGAAGUCAAAAAAUGGUCUUGUAUCUUUGGAAUUCCUACUGGUAGAUGAUGCUGCACCUGGAUCCUACUAUAUAACUGCCCAGAGAGCAUCUAACAAUGCUGUGAAUCAAUGGUUUACGGUAGAAGAAUAUGUGUUACCCAGAUUUGAUGUAACGUUGGAUGCACCAAGCACUUUAUCUAUUCUGGAUGAGACCCUAAAACUGAACGUCUCUGCAAUGUACACAUAUGGAAAACCAGUGCCUGGAACAAUCUCAAUAAAAUGGUGCAGGCCACCAACGUAUGGUCGGGUGAACAAUUGCUACAGGGAUAAAAACGGAGUCUGCUAUUAUAAGAAAGCAAACCUGGCCUCAGAUGGUACCUACCGUGGUGUGAUCGACCUAAGUUACAUUCAGAUGGAACUCUCUGGAGCCCAGACCUACCUUAAUUUAUCUGUUACAGUUACAGAGAAUGGCACAGGCAUCCAAGUCAUGAAGACCCAAUAUCUGUGGGUGACCAGCCAACUUGCCAGUAUCUCCUUUGACUAUGAGAAUAUGAACACGUUUUAUAAAAGAGGACUUCCAUACUCUGUUAGGGUUUUCCUAAAGGAUGAAAAUGGUCUUCCUCUAGUGAAGGAAGAGGUGGAACUACAGAUUGAUGGCGUUUGGGAUACUAAGAAAAUAAUAACAGGCAUCGAUGGAGGAGCAAAAUACGAUCUAGACACAUCCAGUUUCUUGGAACCAAACUUUACAAUCAAAGCCAGUUACCCGAAUACAGAGCAGUGCUAUCGGCCAUAUUGGGCAGGUUCUGACUAUCCGGUCACUGAAUACACCGUCUAUCGGUUCUAUUCAGAGACGGGAAGCUUCCUGCAGAUUAUUCCUCCAAAGGGCACACUAAAAUGUGGUCAAAAUCAGAAGAUUGAGGUUCAGUUCCUUCUGAGUUCUGAUGGGAUUGGUGUUGGAGCAACUAAAGCCGUCUUCUACUAUAUGACAAUGUCAAGAUCACGGAUUGUUCAGUCUGGACAACAAGAAGUUACCCUAACUACUGGUGUGAAUGGUACAUUUUCUUUCAUUCUCCCGAUAACUUCAGAAAUUGCCUCCAGAACCGAUCUCAUAGUUUACACGAUUCUACGAAAAGAGCUCAUCGCAGACACCAAGUCAUUGAAUGUCGAAGCCUGCUUCAAAAAUGAGGUUUCACUAACUUUCUCUAAAGAGAUUGGACCUCCAGCCUCCAGUGUUGACCUACAAAUAUCAGCAUCUCCAGGAUCCUUAUGUGCAGUCAAAGUGAUUGAUUCCAGUGUAUUUCUUCUCAAAUCAGACGAUGGGUUGACCCCUGAAGCAGUAUAUGACUCCCUGCAGAGCUGGUUCUAUGGAUAUCAAGUUGGGGAAUUCAACGUUGAGGAGUCAGGACCCCCCUGUGAGGAUCCCAACAAACAGAUAUUUUAUGGUGGAAAUUAUUAUGUUCCUGUGAGUAGUAAUUCUGAAGGAGACACCUAUAAUAACCUUAAGAGUAUAGGCCUAGUUGUGGGGACCGAUGUCACUGUGAGAAAGCCUGUAGUGUGCGGACAGAACGAAGUUAUCUAUCCAGCAUUUGGGGCGUUAACAACAAAGGACGGGGCGUUACCAGUAAAUAAACUUGCUUUUUCUUCAUCAAAAGCACCCGAAGCAAUUGUAACGGUUCGAAAAAACUUUACAGACACCUGGGUGUGGACAAUGGUAUCUGCGAAUUCUAGUGGCCGUGGCAUACUAUCUCAGAAGGUUCCUGACUCCAUUACUGAGUGGAAGGGCUCCAUGAUCUGCACCUCUGAGAAGAACGGGUUUGGGAUGUCGAAGGGUCCAUCUAAGUUCACCACGUUCCUCCCGUUCUUUGUAGAGAUGUCUCUGCCUUAUUCCUUUAUUAGAGGAGAAACACUUGUCCUAAGCGCCUCCGUGUCCAACUAUCUGGUGCAGUGUGUAAAGGUUCAAGUAACUUUACUAAGUUCUAUAAAUUACUCAGCUACACUCCAAGAAGGAAAACAGAAUACAUGCAUCUGCUCCGGACAGCGAGCCUACUACACCUGGAACAUUAAUGCAAUAUCAUUAGGGGUCAUCACUUUUAACUUGAAGGCUGAAACAACUUUCAUUGGCCAGAAAUGUAAUGGACCCAAUGACCCUACCCAGCCUCCCCGCAAAGAUACUGUCAUACAAAGCAUCAUUGUUGAGGCUGAAGGAAUAAAAAGAGAAGUCACAUCUAGCAACUUCAUCUGUCUACAAGGGAAUAAUCCUAAAAAUGUAUCUCUUCCAAUGAAAUUAGUUCAACCGCCCAAUGUGGUACUCGGUUCAGUCUCUGGCUUCUUUACGGUUCUGGGAGAUAUUAUAGGUCUCCCUCUGCAAAACCUUCAGGACCUGCUCCAGAUGCCAUAUGGCUGUGGAGAACAGAACCUUGCACGAAUGGCCCCCAUUCCUUAUCUUCUAGACUAUCUCAGUACCACAGAACAACUCACAGACGAGAUUCUUCAGAAAGGGAUUCAGCUGAUGAACAUUGGUUAUUACAGGCAGCUCAGAUAUCGAGUAUGGUCAGGAGCCUACGGCCUAUUUGGAGGAUUGUAUAGUGAAAAUAAUUCAUGGUUGACCGCUUAUGUCUUCAAGACUUUUGAAAAAUGCAAGAAAUACAUUUUCAUUGAUGAUAACAUUCAACAGCAAGCAUUGAUCUGGCUGGAAAACUCCCAGAAACUAGACAGCGGCUGCUUCAGUGCCACAGGGGAUCCCUUCAUGAGAUUGAAAGGAGGCGCGGAGGAUGAUAUCAGCUACACGGCUUACCUUUCCAUUGCUCUCCUGGAGUCUAACUACACUCUUGGGUCGACUUUGUUGAAUGGUUCCUUGACUUGUCUUCAGAAUGCCCUUAAGACCAACCAAAGUGUGUACAACCAGGCCCUCAUGGUCUAUGCUUUUACUCUAGCUCGGGAUUGGCACAGUAGAUGUAGUCUUCUCAAGGCUUUAAGACCAAAGGCCAUCACGGAAGGUGGGAUGAUCCACUGGGAACGUGAAGGCAACCCCCCUGUGCAGCCAGUUGACUUCUUCUACCCCCCAUAUUCUCCAGCUGAAGUGGAGAUGACAGCUUACAUAUUAAUGAGCAUUGCUAAAGGUCCCAAUGUUACCCAAGAGGAAAUGACAUUCAUGGCGCAAAUCUCAGUCUGGCUGAUCAGACAACAGAAUUCAUGGGGGGGAUUCCGGUCUACACAGGACACUGUUGUGGCUCUUCAGGCUCUUUCUACCUUUGGAAAAUUGAUUUUUGACCCCAAUGCUCAGCACAUUAUACGAUUGUCAACACAAAACAAGCAAACACAAAUAACAGUUAAUAAGAACAACAGACUUCUAGUCCAGAGACAACCGCUCAGUGUUCCCGCUGAAUACACUGUAGGGAUCAAUGGGACAGGCUGUUGUCUUACACAGACCACUAUUCAGUACAAUGUCCCUGUGCCGAAGGAUAACUCCUCUUUCCUUGUGUCGGUGAAGACCUCUUCCUCGAGCUGUGUGGAUAAAGUGGCCUACACCUUCUCUAUUGGGAUGAAUGUCAGCUAUAGAGGAAAUAGAAAUCAAACCAACAUGGUGGUUAUCGAUAUUACAAUGCUUUCAGGGUACCAAGCAGAUUACUGGUCGGUACAAGAGUUGGUGAAUGCAAAAGUGGUUUCCAACACUGUAACCAAGAACAAUCAUCUGUACCUGUAUCUGAACACGGUUUCUAAAGAAUCAACCUACCUAUUGUUCAAUGUUAUAAUGGGCAAUAGGGUUCUAAAUGUGAAGACCGGCUCCAUCUAUGUGUAUGACUACUAUGAAACAGCUGAAAAUGGCUAUGCCUCCUACCGCCACCCAUGUGCCUAGCAGGGAAAACGAAAGACUCGUCACUCAGAAACAUUGGUUGAACCAUGUGAUCAGCGAUAUUUCCAGACUUCCCAAAUGGUCACCUUCACAUCCUCCACAUUCUUUUCAGAGUAUUCUCACCUUUGUGAGGACGUCCUCUUCCCUUGGAAUAAACUUUGAAUGUUAUC
Hyla sarda is the source of this 4046-nucleotide messenger RNA. Its product is annotated as ovostatin-like. Gene Ontology annotation, molecular function: endopeptidase inhibitor activity. The coding region runs from base 1 to 3879 and encodes 1292 amino acids. The record is from RefSeq and is a predicted model, not a curated record. NCBI's taxonomy places the organism in Eukaryota, Metazoa, Chordata, Amphibia, Anura, Hylidae. Gene Ontology annotation, cellular component: extracellular region. The transcript is spliced from 32 exons.